Messenger RNA from Acytostelium subglobosum LB1, 384 nucleotides. RefSeq lists its product as hypothetical. The record is from RefSeq and is a predicted model, not a curated record. Gene Ontology annotation, molecular function: starch binding. Lineage: Eukaryota; Evosea; Eumycetozoa; Acytosteliales; Acytosteliaceae. The annotation marks the transcript as partial. Gene Ontology annotation, cellular component: membrane. The transcript is spliced from 2 exons.
GUCAGGUGUGAUCAUCAUGCUCAAGGUUGCCAAUGGAUUGGAAAAUGGUCAUCAUUAAGUUGUCACCUAAGACAAUGUCAAGCAGCCUUGCCAAAGAUUCGAUUCUGGCUAAAAUAUCAUGUACAAUUUGGACAACAGGUUAGAGUCACUGGAAAUUGUGAACAACUUGGUAAUUGGGACCCGCAGAAGGCAUUCCCAUUGAAGUUCUCUCAGGGCGAUACUUGGGAGGGCGAGUUAUUGUUGGGACAGGCCGGACGAAUCGAAUACAAAUACUUUAUAUCCUACUAUGACACUGGCGACCUACUCUACUGGGAGACAGGAUCGAACCGUGUGUUCCUAGUAGCCGGCAGUUCAAAUUAUAGACGAGACAUCUUUCGAAAUCCC